This is a messenger RNA of Xyrauchen texanus (razorback sucker), 3678 nucleotides long. RefSeq names its product hyaluronan and proteoglycan link protein 1-like. Gene Ontology annotation, molecular function: hyaluronic acid binding. Lineage: Eukaryota; Metazoa; Chordata; Actinopteri; Cypriniformes; Catostomidae. The record is from RefSeq and is a predicted model, not a curated record. The transcript is spliced from 4 exons. Gene Ontology annotation, biological process: cell adhesion. Bases 187 to 1194 code for a protein of 335 amino acids.
CUCUGUGGAGCCCAAAUUUUCUUGAGGCACAAUUACUAACACCUUCACCUCAUCAUCGACAACAACGGCAAGAAAGUGUGUUUUGCCUGCACUUUCCAUUUUUGUUACCUGAUUUCAUUUAUUUUUCCCAUAUCUUUUUUAUUUGCUUUUUCAGUCAAGAGGCCUUUAGGCAAAGAGAUAAAAAAGAUGCUUGCUCUGCUUUUCUUGGUGUUACUUACUACCAGUCUGAAUCUGCAUGUUGAAGCACAAGAUAUAGGCUCAAGGAUUAAGGUGUAUGCCAACAGAGGUGACAAUAUUACUCUGCCUUGUCACCUCGAGGGUCAGUCCGAUUUUUCCGGAACCAAAAUCAAGUGGACCAAAAUGGAAAAUGACUCUACAGAAACCAAUGUGCUUAUCUCCAUGGGCUUCCACAAGAAGACCUAUGGGAAUUUCCAAAAUCGUGUUUACUUGUUGGAGGCAAAUGAAAAUGAUGCCACCUUGGUUCUGACUGACAUAAAUCUGAAAGAUUAUGGCACCUACAGAUGUGAGGUCAUUGUUGGCUUGAAUGACAAGAUCAUCGAAGUGGACCUUGAACUGCAAGGGGAAGAUUCACUUUUAUUCACAGGGGUUGUUUUCCCAUACUCCCCUCGUCGGGGGCGUUACAACCUUAACUUCCAUGAUGCCGAGGCUGCAUGCCUGGAGCAGGAUGCGGUGGUUGCCUCCUUUGAGCAGCUGUUUGAGGCAUGGAAAGGUGGCCUGGAUUGGUGCAAUGCUGGCUGGCUGAAUGAUGGAACUGUGCAGUAUCCAAUCAACAACCCCAGAGAGCCCUGCGGAGGCGCAAGGGCCUCAGCUGGACUGAGAAACUAUGGUCAACGGGACAAGUCUAACAGUCGUUAUGAUGUUUUCUGCUUCACAUCUGCCCUUAAAGGACGCUUCUACUACUUGAUCCUACCAAAAAAGCAGUCGUAUGAUGAGGCUGUCCAGGCAUGCAAGAAUGAUGGAGCUGAGAUUGCAAAGGUGGGCCACAUCUACUCUGCCUGGAAGCUGCUGGGAUACGACCGUUGUGAUGCCGGCUGGCUGGCCGAUGGUAGCGUCCGUUACCCGAUCUCCAGGCCCAGGAGGAACUGCAGUCCCACAGAGGCAGCCGUUCGCUUUAUUGGUUUCCCUGACAAAAAGCAAAAGCUGUAUGGUGUUUACUGCUACAAAACUCAGUAGUGAACUAUCUCUUAUAUCACCAACCAAAGAGCAACAAUACAGAGGCCGGUUGGGGGGUUGUACAUGACUGUACUGUGAACUUAUUUUACCUAUCUGCUUAACAUAUUGAAUGUGAGUGUCAACAGACUUAAUUUUCAUAACUAAGUCACACAUAAUUGCAUUGUUUUAUUGUAAGGCUCAUCACUUAUUGUCUUCCCUCUUCGCUAUUUGUGAUUUCCUCACCCAUUACUUGUUCUGCUAUUGUUUUUAUCUUUAGAGGCACAUUAUUCCUCAAUUCUUGUCCUUGAAGAGUUUUUUUGUUUGAUUUUCUUUUACUCUGUGAAGAUCUUUAAAUGUGUUCCUUUCUGCAUACAAUUUGACAAGUAUCUAAUCACAGAAAGUGACAGAAUUUUACAAACUACAGCAUGUGAUGCAUUGGACUUUGUUGUAGAGAGGCAUGAGAGGCAUGUGAGAUUCUAUAUGUUGUAUAUCUGCAACAACAUUUCAAGACUAGCUUGAGCCAUGCACCAAUCAGCCACAACAUUCAAACCACCUACCUAAUAUUGUGUAGUAACCCACAUCUUAGAAUAACAUUCUGAGAAUAUAUUCUUCUCAUCACAAUUGUACAGGGUGGUUAUCUGAGUUACCAUAGACUUUGUCAGUUUGAACCAGUCUGGCCAUUCUCUGUUGACCAGUCUAAUCUACAAAGCAUUUCCAUCCACAGAACUGCGACUCACUGGAUGUUUAUGGCACCAUUUGGAGUACAUUCUAGAGACUGUUGUGUGUGAAAAUCCCAGGAGAUCAGCAGUUACUCGAAUUCUCAAACCAGCCCAUCUGGCAUAAUAAUACAUGCGAUUAUCUAAUCAGCCAAUCGUGUGGCAGCAGUGCAGUGCAUAAAAUCCUGCAGGAGUGUCAGUUAAUGUUCACAUCAAGCAUCAGAAUGUGGAAAACAUUUGAUCUCAAUGAUUUGGACUGUGGUAUGAUUGUUGGUGCCAAUGGGCUAGUUUGAGUAUUUCUGUAACUGCUGAUCUGCUGGGAUUUUUACGCACAACAGUCUCUGGGCGUAAUUUAGUCAGAAUAGUGCCAAAAACAAAAAACAUCCAGUGAUGGGUAGUAAUGUGGAUGGAAAUGCCUUGUUGAUGAGAGAGAUCAACAGAGAAUGGCCAGACUUGUUUGAAUUGACAACGUCUACAGUAACUCAGAUAACCACUCUGUACAAUUGUGGAGAGAAGAAUAUCAUCUAAAAUGCAGAUUUGGUGCUGUUUUGGCAGCACAAGGGGGACCUAAACAAUAUUAGGCAGGUGGUUUUAAUGUUGUGGCUGAUCGGUGAAUAUUUGCUAAGUGUAGAUGUGAGUAAACCUCUCACUUCUGAUUUAUUUUAUUGCCACUGCUUUCUAAGAGAAAGAGAGAGGAACAACACUAAAAGCCAUAUAUUUGCUAAGUAUAUGUCUUAAAUUUCACUCCAUUCAAGCUGUUUCUAAAACUAACAUGAAUUCACAGUUUUGUGACUUCACAAAAGAGAGAACUGUGUUUACUAAAUGCUGCAUCUAUUACCAGCCACUUUGUAUCGAUGUUGUUGUUGUUGUUGUUUUAUUUGUUUGUUUUAUGAAAGGAGAAAAGAUGCUCCGCUUACAACUCAGCUUUUAACUGCAAAAGCCACAGUGCACAUAUGUGAAAAUAUGCUUCAUUUUGUUGUUGUUUUUCUGCACAAAAUAUAAUGUUUUCUUUCUUUUUAAAUUCAAAUUAACAAUAUUAAUAAAAAUAUAGCAUACAAAUGAAAUUACUUUGGUUUUAUUCUCCACUAAUCUUUGGUUGUAAUUCUACAGUGCCUAUAAAAACAGAUUGUUUCUAAGUAUGCAAUCUUUGUUACAGUGAGCCAGAUGGGCUCUGCCUGGCUUAAAUUCCCCAAUGCAAAACAUAUUUGGUUGAAAUUACUUAAAAUGAAUUGCAUGAAUAUUAUCUUACAUUCCACUGCUUUUGGGGGCAGAGAGUUUCUGUUGUGAGUUCCUGAUAAACUCAGAUAAAUAUAAAUACAUAACAUAAACUUAAAAAAAUAGAAACAUAAUUUAAAAUGCGAUCAUCAUACAGAUCUCAUUUGUGUUUGAAUGUAUACAUCACUAUGAUGGAUCAUUUCUAAGAUCUGUGAGGAUAUUUAAUAGUUUUAUAAUAGUGUUUUUUUGUUUGUUUAUUUGUUUUUUAGAAUAUCCCAUUAUUGAGGUCUAUCAGAACCAGUGAUAGACCUAUCUGAACAAGAGCUCUAGGAAACAUUUGCAGGAAAAGCUUGGUAUAAUUAUAAAAUGUUCUGUGACCAAUUCAAACUUUAUUGACAUGCAAAUCAGUUUCAGUUUAAUGAAGGAUGUAUGCUCAAAUUCUGCAAUGGAAAACUGCAAACCAUCUUCCAAGUUAUAAAUGAGAAAAACAUGAGUAAGAACAAUGACACAGCGGUACAUUUGUAUCAAAUUAAAAUGUCGUAUUGAGACUAUUAAAAACGCAAAGCACUUCAAA